Molecule: messenger RNA, 3624 nt
Organism: Poecilia latipinna (sailfin molly)
Lineage: Eukaryota; Metazoa; Chordata; Actinopteri; Cyprinodontiformes; Poeciliidae
Gene: pard3ab
Product: par-3 family cell polarity regulator alpha, b
Exons: 21
Coding region: 142-3618 (1158 amino acids)
Biological process (GO): intracellular protein localization; establishment of centrosome localization; microtubule cytoskeleton organization
Cellular component (GO): cell cortex; apical junction complex; adherens junction
Molecular function (GO): phosphatidylinositol binding; protein binding
Source: RefSeq, a predicted model, not a curated record
CGUUUUUCUACUCUCACGGUGCCCUCUGAGUGUGUGUGUGUGUGCGCGCUCAACUCAACUGUUCAAACAUAUACACACAGUGUGACGGGUGAGGAGAACAAAGGCGAUGCGAGUCUGAAGACGGUAGACCGUUUGAAGGGCAUGUAUUUUUAUACGCUAGGAGGACCUCCUCCAGUCUGCAGCUCCUGGCGUCUGCAGGAGGAGGAGAGCAGGGAGGAUGAGAACGGGCGAAUCGAGCCGGUUGGCCGAGCCGACUCCUGCAUGGAGCACACCCCCGUCAGAUCUCUGGAAGACAUUGUGAAACUGGUGGAGGUGUCGAACGACGGGGGGCCUCUGGGGAUCCACGUGGUGCCUUUCAGUGGCAGGGACCGCAGGACUCUUGGCUUGUUGGUCAAGCGUCUGGAGAGGGGAGGGAAGGCCGAGCACCAGGGCCUUUUCCAGGAGAACGACUGCAUCAUCCGUAUCAAUAACGGAGACCUGCGAAACAUCCGAUUCGAACAAGCUCAGAACAUGUUCCGCCAGGCCAUGCGCUCCCCGGUCAUCAUGUUCCACGUGGUGCCGUCGUCCAUGAAGGCCCGCUACGAGCAGCUGUCGCACGCCGAGAGGAACCCCUCGUUUUCCUCGGGGCGCUUCAGCCCAGACUCGCUGUCCGGCGUCGACCACAACCCACAGAGGAUGAACCGCCACGGAUCCCAAACGCAGACCCACCCAGACCCGAACAACGGCUACCCACCUCUGAGCCACCCUGCCGUCACGGCGGCCAAGCCUCCCACAGGCCACGCCCACUCGCCUCAGAGGGCGCCGAACUCCACGCCCACGCCGGGGUUCACCAAAAAGGUGGGGCGGCGGUUCAACAUUCAGCUCAAGAAAGGCCCUGAAGGACUCGGCUUCAGCAUAACGUCGCGUGACGUCCCCAUCGGCGGCUCCGCUCCGAUCUACGUCAAGAACAUCCUUCCCCGGGGGGCCGCCAUCCAAGAUGGCCGCCUUAAGGCAGGAGACCGGCUGCUGGAGGUGAACGGCGUGGACCUGAACGGCCGGACGCAGGAGGAGGUCGUCUCGUUGCUCAGGAACACUCCGAUGGGCGGUGCUGUGGGGCUGCUGGUUCUACGCCAGGAAGACGCUUUCCCACCCAGAGAAGUCAGCGCUGAACCCCAGAAGCACUCCCACAGAGACCUGAAAACAGAGGAGGAUGAACUGGUCCUGACUCCCGACGGGACCAGAGAGUUCCUGACCUUCGAGAUCCCGCUCAGCGACUCGGGUUCUGCAGGUUUGGGCGUCAGCGUGAAAGGCAACCGCUCCAAGGAAAACCAUGCAGACCUCGGCAUAUUUGUCAAAUCAAUCAUAAACGGUGGAGCAGCCUGCAAGGAUGGACGACUGAGGGUGAACGACCAGCUGAUUGCUGUGAACGGCGAAUCACUGUUGGGGAAAACCAACCAAGACGCCAUGGAGACGCUGAGGAAGUCGAUGUCAACAGAAGGCAACAAGCGCGGGAUGAUCCAGCUGAUCGUGGCCCGACGAGUGGCCAAGAGAAACGAGGAUUCUCCAGGAAACCCGUUGGGAUCCCAGCAGACGGUAAACACCAGUCUGGACGACCACGAGCGCAGAAUCUCCCACUCCCUCUACGGUGGCCUGGAAGGCCUCGAUGACAACUUGAUGCCACGUCAAGGAAUGAUUCCACGCACAAUAGGAAACUAUCAGCUCUCUCCGACCGUCAACAUGCCGCAGGACGACACCGUGAUCAUCGAGGACGACCGCCCGCCGCUCCUGCCGUCCAACAUGUCCGACCAGUCCUCGUCCAGUUCCCAUGACGAUGUGGGCUUCGUGGCUGAUGUGACUCCGCCGUGGGCCAAAGAGCUGCCUGCUCACAACGAAAGCUCUCUGAGUCCAGAUGAAAACGAUCCGGACGUCUCGUUCCAAAGGGAAGGCUUCGGACGCCAGAGCAUGUCGGAGAAACGCACCAAGCAGUUCGGAGACGCCGCUCAGCUCGAGAUCAUCAAGACGCGCAAGUCCAAGAGCAUGGAUCUAGUAGCCGACGAGAUUAACCUCACUCCUCGUGCCGACACAGACGCAGGUUCUUCCACUAAGGACGUUGGACCUUCACUGGGACUCAAGAAGUCCAGCUCUCUAGAGAGCCUCCAGACGGCGGUAGCAGAGGUCACCCUCAACGGUGACCUCCCGUUCCACCGGCCACGCCCUCGCAUCAUCAGGGGGCGGGGCUGCAACGAGAGCUUCCGGGCCGCCAUCGACAAAUCUUAUGACCGGCCAGCCGCCUUGGAGGACGACGACGAGGGCAUGGAGACUUUGGAGGAAGACACGGAGGAGAGUUCCCGAUCUGGGAGAGACUCCGUCUCCACCAUGGCGGACCAGACGCCGCUGUCCGCCGGCCCCGAAAAGCCCCUGGUCAACGGCACCAACCGCACCAAGGAGGAGAAGAAGAAGGACAAAGACAAACCUGGGAAGGAGAAGAAGAAACAAGAUGGAGGGAAGGAAAAGGACAAAGACAAGGGAAAACCAAAGAAAGGAAUGUUGAAGGGACUUGGAGACAUGUUCAGGUUUGGGAAAUACCGAAAAGAUGAGCGGCCAGCGGAGAAGAUGGACCGGAAAGGAUCAAGCAAGUGGAGGUCCGAGGAGACCCAGGUUUCUGAUGAGGAAACGAUGAAGAUGAGGAUGGAGCAAGAGAGGAUUCAAGCUAAGACGAGGGAGCUGAGGGAACGCCAAGCCCGGGAACGGGACUACGCAGAGAUCUUGGACGUCAGUCGCCCGCUGGACAGAUCCUCUGAGGAGGAUCACACCUACUCCGGCGUGAACCCUCUGAACAUGGACAGCAGUCACAGCCGGGCCCACAGCCCCCGUGACGAAUAUUCCCACGUUCAUCACCAACACCAGCACUCUGACUCUCUCUACUCGCCGGUCAGCCGGGCCCGAAACGACCGGCCUCCAUCCACAGACAGCAACCGGCUAACUCCCAGCAACCACGACCGGAUACAGCGGCUGCGGCAGGAGUUCCAGCAGGCCCAGAACGUUCCCGACGACCGGGACGAUCGCAGGCGGACCUACAGCUUCGAGCAGUCCUGGUCCAGCGCCAGCAGCAACGGUCCGGGCGGGUACAGCCAGCCGGGUCGGCACUCGGUGUCGGUGGAGGUCCAGAUGCAGAAGCAGCGGCAGGAGGAGAGGGACUCGUUCGCCCAGGCGCAGCGGCAGUACAGCUCUCUCCCUCGACAACCCAGGAAGAAUCCCAGCACCGUCUCCCAGGACUCCUGGGACAAGGCGUACCCACCUGGAGACGUCUUCCAGACGGCCAAAGACAACCCCCGGUACUCAAGCUACCAGGGCUCCCGGAACGGCUACCCGGGCGGCGGCGGCGGCGGCGUGAACGCCAGAGUCCUGCUGGAGGCCCAGGAGCUGCUGCGGCAGGAGCAGAGGCGCAGGGAGCAGGAAGCCAAAGGAAAGAUGCUGCAGGAAGGCGGCGGGAGCAGCGCCUACGAGGGGUACGUCCCCCACCUGAAGGAGCCGGGGUCGCCGAAGGGCCCGUACCGACACGACGUCCCGCCUUCGCCGUCGCAGCUAGCUCGGCUCAACAGACUGGGGUCGGAAAAGGGAAGACUUUUUUAUUCCUGAGGGGGG